CGGCUGCGGGUCCAUAACAAGGAGGUUCUGUACGAUUUGGUCGAGCGGCGCCAGCCCGGCACCCCCCUCAUCACCGUGUCCAACCACCAGUCCUGCAUGGAUGACCCCCACCUCUGGGGUAUAUUGAAGCUUCGGCACGUCUGGAACGUGAAGAAGAUGCGCUGGACCCCCACGGCCGCUGACAUCUGCUUCACCCGAGAGUUGCACUCGCGCUUCUUCAGCCUGGGCCAGUGCGUCCCCGUGUGCCGAGGUGAGGGUGGCAGGCGGAGGG
Terrapene triunguis (Three-toed box turtle) is the source of this 271-nucleotide messenger RNA. Its product is annotated as tafazzin-like. The record is from RefSeq and is a predicted model, not a curated record. The transcript has 3 exons. The annotation marks the transcript as partial. Gene Ontology annotation, cellular component: mitochondrial membrane. Gene Ontology annotation, molecular function: 1-acylglycerophosphocholine O-acyltransferase activity. Gene Ontology annotation, biological process: cardiolipin acyl-chain remodeling; inner mitochondrial membrane organization. Lineage: Eukaryota; Metazoa; Chordata; Testudines; Emydidae.